AGUUGAUGGACUCUUUCUAUUUUGGCGGUUUCUGGUGCUGAUUCGUUCGGAGAUAUAGCUACACGAGAUUAUCUACACAUCCAUCCACGGACCACUGUUUGUUCCGUAACCUCCGGCACGGAUCAUCAGUACAUACAUGUGCAGUUUUACAUCAAAAUCUCAGGGGAUGGAUAGUGUCUCUAGUAACAUGAUCAACAUCGCAUCUCGUCCAAUACAAUCAUGCUCAACGAGCCAUGAUCAAAACAUCACCAUCGAUUUAAAAGUGGACUAUCAAUUACCACGACAUCCAAUCUGCGUCUCAGAACGGUAUGUGGCUGAUCAGUAGUCUCUGAACCAAAUUGAAUCGCGCGUCUAUCAGAGGGAAUAGUCAGAAGCACUUUUGUCUUUGUCAUCUUGGCGCCUUGCAUUCUCGUGUUGCGACUGGACGCCUUGAGAUGUCUGGUCCGGCUGAAGCAUUGUAGUCGGGUUGGUCAUGCGACACGUAACAACGGAUAUUCCUAUAGAAAUUGUAAUCAAUCGUAUUGUGGCUGAGGAACAAGGAAAGGGGUGGUUAUUAUGGGAGAUCUGCUUGGUCUUUGUCUCUGAUUACAUUUCUCUCGAUCUUCACCAUCUUGGGAUUGGUGUUUUACGAUGACAUCUCACCGCUCUUCAUUUGCGGGCAGCUGACUUGUACAAACAAGUUUGAGACCUCAUUCAUGACUCUUGCAUGAUUUAUCCAGAAAGGGAAGUAUCGCCUCACUUAGGAGGGCGAAAGAGUCUUGUUGACAGGCAUCACCAGGCGGUCACAGGGAAGAGAACGACGUUCACUCCCCCAUCGAUCCAUAUUUCAGGCGCCUCCAUUCAUCGUGAAAGCGGAUCAGCGAAGCGGCCGCUCUAGCUUCAACUCAUCCGAAGCCUCCAAUACAAAGCUCGAUGCCCUCUUGGCAUGGAGAAGCGGGCCUUUCUCUCAUUGAACAUCUCGGCCCAAAGGGCAUCGGGGAAAUAACCCAAUCGUCAACACGAUGGGGGGAUUCCCACAGCCCUAUCCAAGUUGAUAUCACUCCACAGAGACCCCCCUCGGCUUCUUUGCCUCAGGGAUCGACCGCCGCAGGACGGAUCACCGACUGCUCCGCGGAUGACGGAAUUCCGAGGUGGUCUGGUAUCUGUGUCCGUCAGGCCUCCAACUGGAUGGAGAGUGUGCGAUGCAAGUGCACGAAAAGCCUGAAACCUGCAACAGGUCCACCUGUACUCACUCAUCUGAGAGGAUGUUGUACGAGCGCUGUCCUGUGCCGAGUAUAUCACGACUUGCCAGGCCUAUUGUUUCUUCUCUCAUGUCUGAGGUGCAGCAGGCGACAUGUCGGUAGCUGAGAUGUGAAAGCUGACGGGCUGCAGCGGGUCGGGAAGAUCUGUGGGGUUUUGAGGCCAUUGGAAAGUUGAGGGGGGAAAAAAAGCAAUAUUCCCACGAGCCAUUGCGACAAUGGACACACUUUCACAUGAGAAUUGCCACGGAAAUAAGAGCCAAGUGGCCUGAGAAUAUUGUCAGUCUCAACGAGAGCCCGGGGUUCGAAGCUGGGAUGCUGCUUGUUAAGCAAGUUCAACUAUUGAACACAGAUGUCUCACAGAGAUGAUGUUGUACGACGCUUACUAUUGCACAGCUCAUCCGGCAAUCCGUGAGCCUCAAAAGCUCUCUAGAGACUUUGCUUUUUACUCAUGGUGCAAAGUCCUAUUAUUGCCACAUAAAGUUAUUUUGGCAGCUUGCGAUACCUGAACUUAAUGUCUUGUAUCAGAUUGAGGAUAUUUACGGUGGUGGGCUAUUUUUACAUCUCGACCAACAAUGCUCGGAUCGCCCUCAGAAUCCUGCAGGACUGAGGAUUCAAGCGUCAAGACUUGAAUGCUACGCCGCUAUUCUUGACUCAUAGCUCCAGUUGACAGCGGGCAAAUAGCACUCACUGUGCCCCAUUGUCGCGUUGAGGAUUUAAUCCUCGGCGCCAAUGCUCAAGGAGUCCAAUGCCUGUCGUCUCUUCGCUAAACGUUAUCCAUAGGGCUGGCCUUUUUUUUCUUCCCUUCCGUCAAUUCUAAUUUAUUCGAGACGUUUCUUAUCUCUGUGAAGUGCCGAGGGCGAGUGUCAGUGAAGCUGCUAACCGACGAGUCUUUAGCGAGGGCGAUCCUCUAUCUGAAACCCACGUUAAUUAAGGUUACGUCGGGCGAUGUGCCCUCAACUGGGAAUAUGGCCUUUGCUGUUGCGAUGACACAGAAAGGACAUGAAAUGACAUUUCGGCUUCCUCGGACCUAAUCUCGAUAGCUGUAAGCGGUGACUUACAAUGCGGUCGACCUACCUUUUGAGGCUAUAUUACCUUGCUCUUGAGAAGGAUGAAGCUAUAAUAACGGGUGAUAAGGGCCUGACGAUCGACAUGAUGAUGGGGGUGCAAAGAGACGGACGAAUUAAACAGCUCACGCCCACCUUUCGUAGCGUCUACCAAAAGUGGAAUGCUUCCAGAAAUAUUCUCGUAUGCUUCCUCUUUUGGGCUCCCGACAUCAGGGGUUUUCUGUUCUCUGACCCUGUCCCCAGCUGGGCCACGCAAUGCAAUCCCUGCAGGGGAGACUGAGAGAACCCGCUUCUUAUUCCUGUCUUGGGAUUUAAGAUUCAUUGGGUCAUGCUCGUUUCUCCAGAUUGGACUGGACUUAAACGCGCUCUUUGUCUUUUGUUGCAGGGCGAGACCUCGGUGCUUAUGCGGGCCAGGCUUGUUUUGGCACGUAAACGCUGUAUCCUUGCCUUUUCAUAACAUAACAUCGAGCACAUAUUGGUACAGGUAAACCUGGAGAUAGCUGUACGUAUCCGUACAUAGUGGUAAUUAACUCGAGACAAUCACAUGAAAAAGCUGGGGCUGUAGUGGACAAGGCCCGUUCUCAUAAGGCUCCAGUUUAUACUUUUUGGGUCCGUCCUUGGGAAAAAGGGCUCAAGCACCGACACUACUCGGUAUAAUUCCGCGCUUGUUGAGAGCUUGGUCGCGGAACAUGAUAGACUUUACUCCGUACGGAUUGUGGGUUUUGGUUCACAAUUCAGUUCAAUAUUUGAUCCACUCUAUUGCGUUGAGCCGUUGACCUGAAAGGCAUGUUCCGUGAACCAUGAAUGCAUCACCUCAGAGUCUGGACCUUGAUAACACAAGUUUGAGUUGAAACUAGGUACUUUCACAUAUCAACCAGA
Molecule: messenger RNA, 3184 nt
Organism: Fusarium verticillioides 7600
Lineage: Eukaryota; Fungi; Ascomycota; Sordariomycetes; Hypocreales; Nectriaceae
Exons: 1
Coding region: 913-1347 (144 amino acids)
Source: RefSeq, a predicted model, not a curated record